UUCAGUCAGUCCAGCCAAGUCCGUCGAAGGUGAAAAGUCUCUCUAUCUCGCUCCCUCCGGCAACUGUCGCGAACGAGAGAGACUCCCCACGAUCACCUUGCCCGUUACUUUUAACGCGUAAAUACGCGCGUGGUCGCGUGCUAGUGCAGAUACUACACACAGCAAUCGAGUAGUGCGCGUGUGCGUGUAAUGCGUGUCCGUGAGUUUUCUAUCGUACUAAGGAGAGAUAUUGGUGUCGAUGCUGUAUCAAAUUCGAAGCUAACCGAGAGAUCGCGGGCUGGUCGCAUCGAUGAAAACUUGUCGACUACUAAGUAUGUUUCAGGAUCUAACGCUUGAUUAGCCGUCGCCAUCUUCUUCCUACAGUUGACAGCUUGAGUGCAUUUGAAAGUACUGCAUUGUUCCUACCAGAUAUAUAUGCAUAUAUAUACAUAUACAUGCGUAUAUAGUUGUUGUUUUGGUGCAUCUAUGUGUCCUUGCCGUGCGAUCGUACCCUCCCCUUGCGCCGACAAACGAUAGCCAGGUCGAUUCUGCUGAUUUCAGCCUACUAUGUUGGAAUUCUCCGUACAACAUGCCGAAGUCGCUCUUUCCACGGCCGCAGAGGAUGUGGGAGAUGGAAUUCAAGGGCACGAUAAUGACACCGAGUCCUUGCAAUUGUUGUCGCAUCAUGAUCCUGCUGUCGACAACAUGUACAUGAUAUGCGGCGUACUACUCGCUUUGGUGUUAGUCGGCGUCAUCAUCGUUCUUCUGGCUGUAACGAUCAGUAAGCUGCGAAAACGGGAGGAUCAUUCGAAUGCGGUACAUCCGGAAGCAGCCGUAGUUCAAACGGCAAUGUCGCCGGUUUCGACGAUUGUCGCACCAUCUUAUCCUGUCGAAGGUUGUUGCACGCAGACGUCAGUGACUACCACAUCGACGGAUCUGGGAAAUGGCACAGCUGUUGAACAGGAUAACGUCUAUGCUACGGCCAAUCCGGCAGAUCAAUUCGUCUGGCAGUUUCCGCCUCCUUAUCCACCGCCUCACACACCGACGCAGUAUACGUUGUACAACGACCAGGAUACUCUUGUACACGCAUUACCGUCGGAUAGGCCUGGAUUUGCAAAGGGCUUCCGUAAGAAUAUCGGGGGGCGCUGGCGUCGCUUGGUAAAAAGGAAGCCGGAGUCGGAGACUUGUGCCAUUCCUCCUGAAUUGAAGGAUCAACUAAAAACAAUUUACGUCUAUUGACGAUCAGCGUUAAUGCGCCGUUGUCUGUAUUUUUAUAAACUUUCCUCGGUAAUCGAUGCUUUCCUGUUUGUAAGAUAAUAAUUAUGUCGACAAAGAUGGACACGGUACGAGUGAUGAUGGGAAAAGGAAACGAACGCGCAAUGGGAUAGUUAAUAAAAAAAAAAAGAAAGACAUAGGGAAGUAGUCUCAAAAAGGUCGCAACAAUUGAAUUUGUAUAAACAAAAACAAAAAUACCGGAUAGUUUGUAAUUUUUAGUAGGAAAUUUGGAAAAAGAAUAAAAUUAUUUAUACUUCUCACGAAACAUAUCAAAAAGUGCCUGAAAAUACCGUUUCAGAGAUAUUAAAAACAUAGAUAGGUAUAGACACAAAAUUAUGUUUUUCUGAUAUGGAAUAUUUUUGCAAAAAUACUUGAAGUAAUGAUAAUCUGAAUCACGAUUGCAUAAAAUGUAGCAAUAUUUACAAAGAUAUAUAUAAAAGAAAAGAAAUAAUUUUAUUACCAUAGAUAUUGUGAUGUUUUAUCGUUGGGUAUCAUUAAAAACAAAAAAAAA
Eufriesea mexicana is the source of this 1765-nucleotide messenger RNA. RefSeq lists its product as uncharacterized. The transcript is spliced from 6 exons. The record is from RefSeq and is a predicted model, not a curated record. The coding region runs from base 547 to 1218 and encodes 223 amino acids. Lineage: Eukaryota; Metazoa; Arthropoda; Insecta; Hymenoptera; Apidae.